Messenger RNA from Nymphaea colorata (pocket water lily), 2156 nucleotides. Its product is annotated as protein RETICULATA-RELATED 1, chloroplastic-like. Gene Ontology annotation, biological process: plant organ development. The transcript has 7 exons. The record is from RefSeq and is a predicted model, not a curated record. Bases 544 to 1851 code for a protein of 435 amino acids. Gene Ontology annotation, cellular component: chloroplast inner membrane. Lineage: Eukaryota; Viridiplantae; Streptophyta; Magnoliopsida; Nymphaeales; Nymphaeaceae.
GGGGACUGGAGGCCGCCUCUCGUCUCGAACCAGAUAUCCUAGCGGUUUCCCGGCGAAGCCCCUUUCUCCUUGAGAGUGGGAAUCGGAUCUCCGGCGAAUUUGACUGCCUACUUUUUCUGCUGUCAAGUUGUGGAUCCGACGGCGCAAUAGCAGCCGGACUGGGUUUUCUGCCAUUCUCAUUUUCCGGAAUCGAGGAGAAUCUCCAGCGCCUUUUGUUACGCCUUAGCCGAGGGACCGACGCGGGAAUACCAGGGAAACGAACGUUCUUUCUCACUCUGUCCAUCUGAAAACUCGGUUAUUUUCCACUCGGCUGCUGCAUUUUUCCUCGAGUGGUUGAAAGCUAGCUGUAGGCUAUAUAGUGCUACGGGUCGUCAUUUACGAGACAUUAGUUUCCGUUGAUCGUUCUAGGUUAUCCGUCGACUUAACUCGAGGUUGUUUCCUUUUGUUAUAUUGAUUCUGUGGGCUGUGGAUAGUGUGUGGCGUUACCAAACAGGAAUCCUUCAAGAAGGUUGUGAUUUGGAUCGUGUUUCUGAGUCCUGAUUAAUGGCGGUUUCUUCACUGAGGUUCGGGUUGGCUUCAGCCGAAUUCGGGAGCUUACAGAGCAAUCGGGAAUUUAAUUUGCUAGGAUUUAGCUUACCGGCGGGAUUUAGACGCAUGCAGAAUGGAGUAACUUUAGUUUCAGGACAGGAGUGCAGGUCCAGGGUUCGGGUUCAGAGUUUUAGUGUGAGGAGCGAAAUGAGCGUGCAGAAAGAAGCAGUAGAUGUGGUGACCCCUAAGAAGGUUGAAGGUGCUUCAUCUUCUGACGGAUUUAUGGUGAAGGAUGAACAAAUAGUGUUGCAGAAAAAGCUGGAGGUUGACAAUGGGCAUGGUGGAGGCUCAUUUGGCGGUGUGGGUGGUGAUGGUGGAGAGGGAAGUGGAGGAGGGGGCGGAAGGGAUGAUGGCGAUGGUGGGGAAUUUGACAAGGGUGACGAGGAUAUGGAAGAAUUCGGGCCGAUUCUGAAGUUUGAUGAGGUGAUGAGGGAAAUUCAAGCCCGAGGAGCGACUCUCCCUGCUGACAUGUUGGAGGCAGCGAAGACGGUCGGCAUCCGUAAGAUCAUUCUUUCCAGAUACUUGGAUCUGCAGGGGUCAGUUUGGCCUCUUGGUAGAGCAAUUCAAUCUUGUGGAAUGCUUCGAAACAGGAUGCUCGCAGACCCUGCAUUCCUAUUCAAAGUGGGAACUGAGAUAGUUAUAGACUCUUCUUGUGCAACGUUUGCUGAAGUUCAGAAGAGGGGAAAGGACUUCUGGCAAGAAUUCGAGCUUUAUCUUGCCGAUCUUCUGGUUGGUAUCGUAGUUGAUAUUGCUCUUGUUGGUAUGCUCGCACCAUAUGUUCGCUUCGGACGACCACCUGUGGCUAAAGGUUUCCUUGGUGGAAUACAACGUACUUGUGGAGCUCUGCCUAGUAGUGUUUUUGAGGCUGAAAGACCUGGGUGUAGAUUUUCAGUCCAACAAAGGAUCGGCACAUUCUUUUACAAGGGAGUGAUGUAUGCAUCAGUUGGAUUUGUAUGUGGAAUUAUUGGCCAAGGCAUUGCAAAUAUGAUCAUGACUGCCAAACGGCAAAUUAAAUCAUCUGAACAUGACAUACCUGUACCACCUCUUGUCAAAAGUGCAGCUCUUUGGGGUGUCUUCCUUGCAGUCUCUUCUAACACUCGUUAUCAGAUAGUGAAUGGCCUAGAACGUGUGGUUGAGGGGUCGCCGCUGGCUCGACAAGUCCCUCCUGUUGCGUUGGCUUUUACUGUUGGAGUGCGAUUUGCCAACAAUAUAUAUGGUGGAAUGCAGUUUGUUGAUUGGGCUCGAUGGAGUGGCUGCCAGUGAGGAAUUACUGUUCACUACAGUUAAAAGAUUUGUUUUUGCAGGAAAAAUACUUGAUGAUGUCGAAUUGGUUGAGGUUCUUCCGUAGAUCCAAGGUGAGUUGGCAGUGGGAAUGAUGACCUUCAAGUUGAAGAAGGUUAAUACUUGGGGUCCUGUACAAGCAAGCAGCCUAUGAGCACCGUAUAUCUGCCAUGGAGGAAAAUGUAAUCCUGUAAACUAUUGUUUUUCAUGGCUUAAAGAAGUAAGGGGGAACUCAAGGGGUAAAAAAAAAAAAAAUCUUCGGCAAUAAAAAUCUUCAGUAGAUUAAA